UAUAAGAUCAUCCAUUCGUACCGCGUAUGCGUAGAAAGAAAGUUAAGCUAGGACAGUAGGAUCUGUAAUCAGCUUGUGCUUGUGUCGGUUCGGUUAUAAUCCUUGGCGCUGUGCUGACAUUUGGUUUGGAUUAUUAAACAAACAAAUAAGGUAAUCCACACUAAUAUAAGAAAUAUAAAAUUACUGUAUUCAUUAAUACACACAUAUCCUUGAAAAAUUAAUUUAAACCCUUUUUUUUGUAAACAUAAAAUUUCGACUUCUAUUAUCAAAAUGGAAAGAAAAGAGGAAAGUGAAGAUACAGUAACAAAUAUCAAAGGUGAGAAUAGUACUGUUGUCAAGCCUGAAUUCAUAAAAGAAGAACCUACUCCAGUUUAUCUAGAGACUUAUAUUGAAGACCAUGGACAUGGAGUUUCUGAUAUUAGUUUCAACCAAAUUAAAACAGAAUUAUCAGUUGAAGAUAUCCACGUGAAGAACCAGGAUGGUUUAGCACAAUUUCAGUAUUUUAAUAGUGAUGUUAAUAUAAAACCAGAGCCUACUGCUAAAGAAAGUCAAAGCAUUGAACAUGAUAGCUUCAAAAAUGAUAUUAAAAGGGAGCCCAAUAGAGAAAGUAUAUGUGAUACACUUGAUGAUUCAGACUUAAAUAAAUACUCAUUAAAAAUUGAAAUAGAAGAAGAUAAAAAGAAAUUUAUGCCAUAUGGAAAAGAACAAACAAACAAAAAAGACUUUCCCCAAGAGAAGGACGCUUUGGAAAUUAUGAACGCAAUACAAGUACAUUCAUCUAAUAAAGAACAACAUACAAGUCACACUACAAAAGAAAAAACAUUAAAAUGUGAAAUUUGUCUUAAGCAGUUUGCACGACUAGAUCAUAAGAAAACACAUAUGAGAAUACACACAGGAGAAAAGCCAUACAAGUGUGAAAUUUGUUUUAAACUGUUUACUCAUGCGGUUAAUUUGAAAAUGCAUCAGAGAGUGCACACUGGAGAAAAGCCGUACAAGUGUGAUAUUUGUUUUAAACAAUUUACUCAACAGAGCACUUUGAAAUACCAUAUCACAUCACACACUGGAGAAAAGGAUUACAAGUGUGAAAUUUGUUUUAAGCAGUUUAGCCAAGCAGGUCAUUUAAAACCACAUAUGAGAAUACAUACCGGGGAAAAAAGUUAUAAGUGUGAAAUUUGUUUAAAACAGUUUACUAGAGGAAGUGAUGUGAAAAUACAUAUGAGCGUGCACACUGUAGAAAAACCUUACAAGUGUGAAAUUUGUUUUAAGCGAUUUACUAGAGGAAGUGAUGUGAAAACACAUAUGAGCGUGCACACUGGAGAAAAACCUUAUGAGUGUGAAAUUUGUUUUAAGCAAUUUAGACAAGAGGGAAAUUUGAAAAGACAUUUAAGGGUACACACCGGAGAAAAGCCUUUCAAGUGUGAAAUUUGUUUUAAGCAAUAUAGUGAAUCGGGAACUUUGAAAAGUCAUUUGAAAAUACACGCUGGCGAAAUGCCUUACAAGUGCGAAAUUUGUUCUAAGCAAUUUAGAGAACCAGGAACUUUGAAAGUUCAUUUAAGAGUGCACACUGGGGAAAAACCUUAUAAGUGUGAAAUUUGUUUUAAUCAGUUUACUACAGCACUUGGUUUGAAACAGCAUACGAGAAUACACACCGGAGAAAAGCCUUACAAGUGUGAAAUUUGUUUUAAGCAGUUUAGCCAAGCAAGUCAUUUGAAACCACAUAUGAAAAUACACAGCGGAGAAAAAUCUUAUAAGUGCCAAAUUUGUUUUAAGCUGUUUACCCACGCGGUUAAUUUGAAAAUACAUCAGAGAGUGCACACUGGAGAAAAGCCGUACAAGUGUGAUAUUUGUUUUAAACAAUUUACUCAACAGAGCACUUUGAAAUACCAUAUCACAUCACACACUGGAGAAAAGGAUUAUAAGUGUGAAAUUUGUUUUAAGCGGUUUAGCCAACCAGGUCAUUUGAAAAGACAUAUGAGAAUACACUGUUGAAUUUGUUGACUACGAAAAAGCUUUUGACAACAUCAAAAAAAAUGUUAAAAGCCUUAACAGUGCUGUAUAGAUUAUCGCUAUAUAAACAUGAUCAAAUACAUCUAUCAAAAUGCGACAGCAAGCGUUAAACUGGCAGAUAAAAAGACCUACGCAUUUAAAAUAAAACGGGGAGUUCGACAGGGAGACACAAUUUCGCCAAAAUUGUUUACAACAUUAUUAGAGCAUAUUAUGUUUAAGACUACAAAUCUGAGUGAAAAAAGUUGACAUUAAAAUAAUGUCAACGGAGAAAUUUUUAGUCAUUUAAGAUUCGCUGACGAUAUUGUUUUUUUAUGACAGCAUCGAUGAUGCAAUAUUGCAACUGGAGAAAGUAUCAUAUGAUGCAAUAUUGAGAUGCAAUAUUGCAACUCCUUACAAGUUGGAUUAAAAAUCAACCAUACAAAAACACAAAUCAUAACAAAUCUUGUGUUAAGCGAAAAGAUUUCAGUAAAUGGAAUGCCUAUUGAAGAAACCACCUCUUAUAAGUACUUAGGGCAUGAGAUACGCAUAGGAAGAGGUAAUGAAACGUGUGAACUAAGCCGCCGCAUAGGACUCACUUGGAUGGCAUUCGGCAAGCUGAGCUAUGUCCUUAAGUCAGAACUGUCUAUGUGUCUCAAAAGAAAAGUCUUUGAUCAAUGUGUGGUGCCAGUAUUUACAUAUGGUGCAGAAACUUUAACAAUAACCAAGAAAGUAAGAAAUAAAAUUGGUGUGACCCAAAGAGCCAUGGACAAUGUUAGGCAUUUCUCGUAGGGAUCGAAUUACAAACAAGGAAAUAAGACGAAGAACAGAAGUGACUGAUGCCAUAGAAAGAAUUAUGACCCUAAAGUGAAACUGGGCUGGACACAGCUAGAAUGUCGAAUAACAGAUGGACACAGCGAAUAAUACACGGAAUACCAAGACAAGAAACAUGUCGAAGUAGAGGUCGUCCGACAACAAUACGGUCUGAUGACAUAAAACGGAUCGACAAAAAUUUGAUGUAAACAGCACAAAACAGAAAUAUGUACAUGGAAAAGACUGAGGGAGACCUAUAUCCAGUAGUGGAUAGAUCCGGGUUAAAUGAUGAUGAUGAUAAUACACAGCGAAGAAAAAACUUAAAUAUGUUUUAAGCAACAUAGUUAAACGGGUAGGUUUUCUAACCGUCCAAGUGGGCUGUAUUUAUUCUUCAGCUGGGUACAAACAACCGGUACAGUUGGUUCUGAAAUUUAUUCCUUCGAAGUGGCGUAGUUAUCCAAUAGGUGGUGGUUAUUUUUAUUUUAUCUAUUUAAACACUGCUAUUACUUCAGUAAUAAUCAGAAAAUAACCUUCCUUAAAAUCAUACAUAACAGAAUCCACGUGAAAUUAGAACAAGAAAUAAGUGAUCCACAGAUGGGUUUUAGAAAGGGUCUAAGAACUAGAGAAGCAUUAUUCGGAGUCAAUGUUCUGACACAACGAUGUCUGGAUAUGAAUCAGGACAUAUAUGCUUUCUUCAUAGAUUUUAAAAAAGCUUUUGACAGAGUUCAACAUGAAAAGCUUUUAAGUAUUCUUAAGACCAAAAACAUAGAUAGUAGAGAUCUACAAAUUAUAUCGAAUUUGUAUCAAAAUCAGAAAGCAAGAGUAAGAGUUGAAGGAGAACUGACAGAGGAAGUAAGUAUACUUAGAGGAGUUCGACAGGGGUACAUACUUUCACCACUCUUAUUCAACGUCUACAGUGAAGUGAUAUUUCAAGAAGCUUUAUUGGAUAUUGUGGAAGGUAUUUUGGUCAACGGAAAUGGCAUUAAUAAUAUUAGAUAUGCGGACGAUACGGUCAUAUUUGCAAGUGACAUGGAAGAUCUACAGUACAUAAUACAACAUGUAUACAAUGCAUGUGAAAGGUACGGACUGCAAAUGAAUCUCAAGAAAACGAAAUCGAUGAUAUUCUCAAAAAAAACACAAAAUGUAGAUAACCUGAUCAUCAAUAAUACAACGAUCGAAAGAGUAACAACAUAUAAAUAUUUAGGAACGUGGCUAACCGAAGAUGGAGAUCAAACAAAAGAAAUCAUAUCUAGAAUAGAAAUGGCAAGAAACACGUUCAUAAAAUUGAAGAACUUAUUUGCAACCGUAACGUUAAUCUAGAGAUCCGCACAAGAAUGCUACGUUGUUACGUUUUUUCUACUUUACUAUACGGCAUGGAAGCGUGGACAAUAAAACAGUCUAAAAUCAAAAAAUUAAACUCCUUUGAGAUGUGGUGCUACAGGAGAAUCCAAAGUAUAUCGUGGACUGAAAAAGUAAUAAUAUAGAGGUGUUACAAAGAAUGAAGGAAGAAUGUGAAGUCAUAAAAACUGUUAAAAUUAGAAAGAUUCAAUAUCUGAGUCAUAUAAUGAGGGGCGAGAAGUACGUAUUACUUAGGUUAAUUAUGCAAGGGAAGAUACAAGGGAAGAGAAACCCAGGACGACGCAAAAUAUCCUGGCUAAGAAAUUUGAGAGAGUGGUUCGGUUGCAGCUCAUUAGAAUUAUUCAGAAGUGCGGCCAAUAAAAUUAAAAUAGCUAUGAUGAUUUCCAACCUUCGAUAGGGGAAGGAACCUGAAGAAGAAUUACUUCAGUAUAAUGUAUUAUAUCAUACUACAAAACAUUAUUAAAUAGGAUGUUAAUGGUA
This is a messenger RNA of Diabrotica virgifera virgifera (western corn rootworm), 4635 nucleotides long. RefSeq names its product zinc finger protein 227-like. The record is from RefSeq and is a predicted model, not a curated record. NCBI's taxonomy places the organism in Eukaryota, Metazoa, Arthropoda, Insecta, Coleoptera, Chrysomelidae. Gene Ontology annotation, biological process: regulation of transcription by RNA polymerase II. The transcript is spliced from 4 exons. The coding region runs from base 271 to 1989 and encodes 572 amino acids. Gene Ontology annotation, molecular function: DNA-binding transcription factor activity; RNA polymerase II cis-regulatory region sequence-specific DNA binding.